CGCUUCGAUGUUCUCAGAGUCGACCGAAUACCACCUGCUCGGCCAAUCGCUGGUACACCACGAGAGAAACGAGCAACCGAUCUCUGCCGGACGUAUCGGUGGUAAAAACGGCGUGGAAACGAUCGGUAUGUUACUCGGAACCAAGCUUACGAUAGCGGCGAAACUUUUUCGACAACCAUUGCAACAACCACCGCAACAACCACCGCAAGAACAACGACGACAAAGAGGAUCGGAAGAAGAAGAAAAGCAACGGCAACGGGACCGACUGCUCCCUUACGAAAAGCAUGGAAGCGAAGAAGGCGGGGAUAUCGUGGGCGUGUUAGAGGCGGGACAGCGGGAAAUCGAAAAUGGCGCGAUCGCAGGGACGAGUAACACUGAGCCGGUAACGAUCCUCGUUUUCACGGAUCACGGAAACGACGUAGACGACGUAGACGACGUAGACGACGUAGACGACGUAGACGACGUUUACAACGCGCAUUCGCUGGCCUAUGCUAUCCAGGAGGCGGUCGAUGAUAACGAAGAAAGGGGUUAUCACGAUCGAGACUCGAGUCGCUACGAGGGCGGCGAUCUAGGCGGUGAUUUCUCGGAGCAGGAGGAGCAGCAGCGUCAACAGCAACAACAGCAACAGGUUUUUCAACCCCUCCACCAGCAGCACCACCAACAACGACGGCAGCACCACCACCACCACUACGGUCACGACGGCGAAUACCACCACUACGAUCACGACAACGACGACGACGACGACGACGACUGCCAUCACCACCACCAACACCGUCACACUCGGUCCGCGUACGUUCAACCGGGGGCGAGAGAAGUAUCGGUUACCAAGGGUGGGGAUAACGAACGGUCGAGCGAGGUCUCCGUAUUGCCGGAGGAAAAUCAGGCCGACAGUCACGCGCCUCGCUCUACGAUGCAUCGUUACGGUACUGAAGCGCUCUCGUCGCCGACCGCGACCGAUCACCACCACCAUCACCAUCACCACCACCACCACCACGACAACCACCACUCUCCUCACCACCUCCAUCAUCGCCACCACGAUCAACAGCACCAUCAUCACCAACAGCAGCAGCAUUUACGAUCGGACGCGUCUCGCCACGGUGCGCUUUCUGCCACGACGAGUCAUCAUCGUCGCUUGGACGAACAAGAGGCACAGUCGCAGCCGCAGUCGCAAUCGGUAGUUCAUCGAGAGACGGACGAGGACGUGGAAAGCGCGAACGGAAUCGCGGCAGCCAUGAGAGGUGCUCGCGGAGAUUUUACCCUCGGUGUGCUAUUUCCGAAUCUUGGCACUACCGGUGCCAAUAGUUCGAGUAGCGAGGUCGGUGGCACCAACGAUAAUCACCAGCAACAACAACAACAACAGCAGCAGCAGCAGCAGCAGCAGCAACCGCAACACAAUCAUCAUCAUCACCAGCAGCAGCAGCAGCAACAACAACAGGCUCAGUCGCAGCAUCAUAGCCAUCAUCAUCAUCAUCAUCAUCAUUUGGAGGAAGUUUUACCGGACGCGGCUUAUCUUCAACAUCAAAUGCGAAGCAGCGGCGGCGGAGGAAACAGCGGUAACGGUAACAACAGUGGCAGUGGAGGCAACGGUGGCAGUGGCGGCGGUGGAGGCGGCGGCGGCAGUGGUGGCGGUGGGACAGCGGAGGGUAACGGGAGCGGAGGUGGCGGUUCACCGACGCUGCGAACCGGUAGUUCGCCGGGUUCCAGUCGUAGUCCGCACGACGAUCAAGGACUUUCGUCGCCGCAUAGGCAAGGACAAACGGAUGGGGGAGGAUACAGCCCGAACGAACAGGGCAGGUACGCGCAUUUGACAGCGAUGCAACCGCCGUCCUCGGUACAGCCGAACCACGGUCUCGGUCAGGAGGCAAAUCGAGUCUCGGAUCAGCUUUACAUGGACUCGAUAUACGCUCAUCACACCGUCGGCACGCCACAUCAUCAGGAGCACGAACCGGGUUCUUCGACGCCGCAUUCGCCCGGUGGCCCGCUUUCCAGUCCGUUGUAUCGUCCGAUGAGCGGUGGUGUGAGCGGCAUGCCGUCAGCCAACGCGACAGGAACCGGCGGUGCUUACGGUCUCUCUUACAUGACCGGCGGCAGCCCUACGGAAUUGACCGCAUCGCCUCAGCAAUUGUGGAACGCGCAAGGUUUGGGAACGGGACUCUCGGCGAUCUCGGAGGAUUACAGCGGUAGCGGCAAGUCACCGGGUUCGGUGACUCAUCAGGCCCUGCCAGGUUUCGCGCAGCCGUUUUGCGGUAGGUAUAGUUUCCGCGGAUACAGUCCGUCGUACGCCAGUCAACAGAACAGCGGUGGAGUCGGGGCCGCGUCCGUGGAAGCCUCGACCUGGGGCUACGCUUCGCCGUCCAACGACACCUUGACGACUCAAUACGCUACCCCUUCGAGGCGACAGACGGUCAAUCCUCCGUCGACGCCAACGCAGCAUCAGCUCUCCGCCACCGCUAGUCUCAGCGCAAUGCACAACAUCGAAGCGGAAUACUUUACGGAGGGCCGCGAGUGCGUAAAUUGCGGCGCAAUUUCUACUCCGCUGUGGCGGCGAGACGGUACGGGCCAUUACCUGUGCAACGCAUGCGGUCUCUACCACAAGAUGAACGGCAUGAAUCGACCCUUGGUGAAGCAGCCUCGGCGAUUGUCCGCUUCGAGACGAGUAGGCACUUCUUGCAGUAACUGCCAAACGACGAUGACGUCGUUGUGGCGCAGAAACACCUUGGGCGAACCCGUGUGCAACGCGUGCGGUCUUUAUUUCAAACUGCACGGCGUGAACAGGCCUCACACUAUGAAGAAGGACAGCAUUCAGACCCGCAAGCGGAAACCGAAGGGUGGAAUGAAAAGCAGCGACACGCCGACCGGUACCGCCGUCGCUACUUUCUCCAACAAUAACAACAACGCCACCCUCGCCACUGCCAACAACAACAAUAACGUCGCCGCCCCCAACAACAACAAUAACAACAAUAACAACAACAAUAACAACAACAAUAACGGCUUGAAGCUAGAAACAGGUCCUUACGGAGAAGUGACGAUGGUGGAUCACCGCGGGAUGGUUCACGUGAGGUUCGACGGCAACCUUUACGACAGCCCACAGCCGUCCAGCCGGAUCGUUUCGCACCAAUCCACCACGCCUGCAAUGUAUUACGACAUGAUCGCCUCGCAGCAGCAGCAGCAGCAGCAGCAGCCGCAACAGCAGCAGCAACAGCAACAUCAGCAUCAACACCAGCAGCUGAUCGAGACGCAUUCUCCGAAAGUGGAGUGUCCUUCGCCGCCUUGCGCCAAUCGGUCGCCGGUUAUGAUAUCCGCCGGUCACUCUCCCGAUCAUCAUCAAUUGGCUGCCCCGCACAUCGUCACUCUUGGCAAUUCGUCGCCGGGCGCAGCGGCUACUAAAAUUAUUCUGGACAACGGUCACCUGGACAGGCCGACCGUUGUCUCGAUGUCGUCUUAAAGCCGCGUCGUUGAUCGGUCGCGCUAGAUCACGGUUACCAGAAGACGUUACCGGCGAACCAUUGUUCCUAUCCGUUUCGUUUCGCUUCGUUUCGUUUCGUUUCGUUUCGUUUCGUUUCGUUUCGUUUCGUUUCUUUUGGAUAGCGCGUAAAAGGGACGGUAGAAGAAAAGAGACGGUAGAAAAAACGGGAACAGAGGAGAAAAAGAAAAAAGAAAAAAAGGAGAAAAGGAGAAAAGGAAAAAUCGUUUAGUUUUCUCUUCCCGUUUCACUGUUUUCUUUCUUUCCAUCGUUUCUCUCUCUCGCUGUUCUUACCGUCGCGCGUUCCAUCUACGGCGUAACGACGAAGAAAAGAACGAGAACGAAAGCGCGGCCAGAGUCGUCGGCGAGAGGGAACGGGAGAAGGCGCGGAAUCGCGAAAGACUGGAUUUACGAUACGCGUUGGAUAGAGAGAUCCGAUCUCUGUGCCGAAAAUGGGAACAAUUUCGCGUGUAAGUUUCGUAGAAUUAUAACUGCGGCGUCGAGAAGAGACUCGUUGUAAAUAGUUUUGCUGAAAAGCGCGUAUUCGCGCGUGUGAGAAAGAACGCGAAACGAACGUUUUUUUUCUUUCUCUCUCUCUCUCUCUCUCUCUCUCUCUCUCUCUCUCUCUCUCUCUCUCUCUCUCUCUCUCUCUCUCUCUCUUUGUCUCUGUCUCUCGAAGACGUUCGGUAUCGUCGUUGGCGCGUUUCUACGCGUGCUUUCGAAAUUGCAACGACGAGCGAAAUCGGUCCGACGAUACUCGAUAGUCGGCCCCGUCUCUCUCUCUCUCUCUCUCUCUCUCUCUCUCU
Messenger RNA from Eufriesea mexicana, 4269 nucleotides. Its product is annotated as box A-binding factor. Gene Ontology annotation, cellular component: nucleus. NCBI's taxonomy places the organism in Eukaryota, Metazoa, Arthropoda, Insecta, Hymenoptera, Apidae. Gene Ontology annotation, molecular function: RNA polymerase II cis-regulatory region sequence-specific DNA binding; DNA-binding transcription factor activity, RNA polymerase II-specific; zinc ion binding. The transcript is spliced from 8 exons. The coding region runs from base 8 to 3445 and encodes 1145 amino acids. Gene Ontology annotation, biological process: negative regulation of transcription by RNA polymerase II; cell fate commitment; positive regulation of transcription by RNA polymerase II. The record is from RefSeq and is a predicted model, not a curated record.